Messenger RNA from Helianthus annuus (common sunflower), 647 nucleotides. RefSeq lists its product as uncharacterized. The record is from RefSeq and is a predicted model, not a curated record. Bases 42 to 503 code for a protein of 153 amino acids. Lineage: Eukaryota; Viridiplantae; Streptophyta; Magnoliopsida; Asterales; Asteraceae. The transcript has a single exon.
UAUUCAUCAUCUCUCUCAUUCUCUCUCUCUAAAAAGAAAAAAUGGGAAUUUGCAGUUCAUGUGAUUCAACAGCCGUUGCUACAGCCAAACUUAUUUUACCCGACGGUAGCCUACAAGAAUUCUCGUACCCGGUUAAGGUUUCAUAUGUUUUACAAAAACAUCCUUCUACUUUUAUUUGUAAUUCUGAUGAGAUGGAGUUUGACGACGUCGUUUCCGCUGUGAAUGAAGAAGAGGUGCUUCAGCUUGGGCAGCUGUAUUUUGCGCUGCCGGUGAGCCGGUUGAGGCGGCGGCUCAAGCCGGAGGAGAUGGCGGCAUUGGCCGUGAAGGCCAGCUCAGCAUUGGCGAAAAGUGGUGGUGAUAAAUGUUUGUAUUUUACACCGGCUUGUUCGAGUAAUGCAAAGAGUUCGGGUCGGGUUUCGGAUGUGGGGAGUGUCGGAUCUAGAGGGAGGAGUGGUGGUAGGAGACGUAACUUUACGGCAAUGUUGAGUGCCAUACCUGAAUAGAGUUGUGAUAACCGAUUUAAAGAUGUUAAUACGUUUGUAAAUAGUGUAUUAGGUUGAAAAUAGCUUUUUAUUUUGGGGGAUUUUCCAAUUUUUACCCAUGAAAUGAGUUCAGAGUUUUUAAUUAGAGAUAUCCAUGUUCAUGCA